This is a messenger RNA of Plenodomus lingam JN3, 1044 nucleotides long. RefSeq lists its product as uncharacterized. The record is from RefSeq and is a predicted model, not a curated record. Lineage: Eukaryota; Fungi; Ascomycota; Dothideomycetes; Pleosporales; Leptosphaeriaceae.
AUGACCAUGAAGCGCAUCCAAAUAACCCCAAACACCUCUGUCCCUCCCACAAAGCUCAACAUACCCGUUCCUGACUCCCUCCCCUCUGCCAAAGAAACCAAAAUCCACCCCAGCAACGCCCAAUCAUCCGACACCAACGCCUCGCUCUUCUUCGUCGGAACCGCAACCACCAUCCUAGAAUGGGAGGGCUUGCGUAUCCUAACAGACCCCAACUUCCUUCACGCUGGUGACCAUGUCCACCUAGGGCCAGGCGUGAGUUCAACAAGACGAACAGAUCCUGCAAUCGACUUGGAGGAACUACCAAGGAUCGACGUUAUUUUACUGUCACACUACCAUGAAGACCACUUUGAUAAGGAGGUGGAGGAGAAAUUGACAAAGAAUAUUCCAAUUGUCACGACGCCUCAUGCGAAGGAGUGCUUGACGAACAAGGGGGAUGAAUCAUUCACUAGUGUUCAUGCUCUUGAUUUCUGGGAGAGUCUGAUUCUGGACGUGGCAUCAGCUAGCAAGACAUAUGGCAGUAGUUUAAAGCCUAGUAUCAAAGUCACAGGUAUGCCAGGAAAGCAUGUUCCAGACGGUGCACUGGCUGUUGCAAAUGAUGUGCUCGGCGCGGUACCACCAACCAAUGGGUGGAUGAUUGAGCUGGGUUACUCGAACUCGUCUUCGCCGGACAGCUUCGAGAACGGUUACCGGAUCUACAUCUCGGGAGAUACGUUGAUGGUCGACGAACUGAAAGAGAUACCAGAGCGCUACAAGGACCGUAACAUCGAUCUAAUGUUGAUCCAUCUCGGUGGAACGACGAUCCCGGGCCCCAAGUUACCUUUACUCAUGGUUACCAUGGACGCGAAGCAAGGCGUGCAGAUGAUGCAACUCAUCAAUCCUGAUCUCACAAUUCCAAUCCACUACGACGAUUACGAUGUCUUUCUGAGUCCGCUGGAAGAUUUCAAGAAAGCAGUACGUGAAGCAGGCCUGGACGAAAAGGUCGUAUACCUAGAUCGCAAAGAUCAAUUCAAGUUCAACGUGCAACAAGGCCGGAGAAUUCAAUAA